AUGACUUGUACAUGUUGUAAUAGAAGUGUAACUAUGAUUGAUCAUGGUAGUUUCAACUAUGUUGAUGAUGUUGGUCAUGUAGUUACUCCACCACAAUCAGCUCCAAACGAAAAACACCCAGAUGUCAAGGAGAAAUUCUACCUUCUCCAAGUGAAGUUCGCCACUCCAUUCCCAUGUGGAACAACUCCAAAGAACUUCAGAGUCUAUGCCAAGGCUGUCAAUAUCACCAACACCGGUUUCAAUGUCAAAUAUGUAACCUGGGCAGACAGUGACUCAUAUGGUUAUGGAGCUCUUUGGAUUGCCACUUUCACCCCAUCAUGCUGUUAA
This is a messenger RNA of Heterostelium album PN500, 327 nucleotides long. RefSeq names its product H-type lectin domain-containing protein. Gene Ontology annotation, biological process: cell adhesion. Lineage: Eukaryota; Evosea; Eumycetozoa; Acytosteliales; Acytosteliaceae. Bases 1 to 327 code for a protein of 108 amino acids. Gene Ontology annotation, molecular function: carbohydrate binding. The transcript has 3 exons. The record is from RefSeq and is a predicted model, not a curated record.